Messenger RNA from Equus caballus (horse), 4486 nucleotides. It is a transcript of the gene IQCH, whose product is annotated as IQ motif containing H. The record is from RefSeq and is a predicted model, not a curated record. NCBI's taxonomy places the organism in Eukaryota, Metazoa, Chordata, Mammalia, Perissodactyla, Equidae. Gene Ontology annotation, molecular function: protein binding.
GCGCUUGGUGUUGCCAUGGGGACGAGCACCCUCCGCGGGCGGUUUCCGCGCCUGGGGACUGCGUCCUCCGCUGGGAGGCAUCCCUCCCGGGUCCUAGCCAUGGCGCAAGAGGCUGAGAACUGCGACCCCAUUGGAACCAUCUUAAUCCAGGUCCAUGAAGACCUUUAUCAGUUAAAGGAGAAAUUAACAAACUUCCCACUUGAGGAAAAAGGAGAGACUUUAGACAUUCGGAAUCUUGAAACAGCAAUCAAAAGGACUGAAGUGGGGUUAAAAAUUCACAUUGAGAAGUAUUUAAAUGUUGUAAACCAACACGUGUUAACGAUUCCUGUUAACGAUGAUAGCGUAUUUUCUCCUCACACUUCCAAAUGGUUGCUUCCAGCUGUAAUUGAUCAGAAAUUAUUUAUUUUCCCUCUGGAAUCUGAGGGUAAACUUUGGAAACCCCAAAAACAGCACAGUACAUUUCCACAUCCCUUUCCAAGAGUAAAGCGAAAGAUAGGGUUGGAUGUAAGAAUCAUGCAGGAUCCUGAGAACAUCCGCCACAGAGCUGCUGUCAAAGCCAACUAUGGAAUCAGUUUGCCACACAUUAAUCAGAGAAAAGCAAGUGUGAAGGUUCAGAAGUUAAUAAAAGGGUCCACCACUUCCAACCUCACGGUUCUGCCAGCUUCUCAUCGCACAAGUCCCUAUUUCAUCCCCGUACCGGUCUUACAAGAGGACGCCAGUAAAGGGGUUUUAAGUAUGAUAGAGCGAGGAUUGAUUCCACCAACAGCAAGGAUUACCUUUCAGAAUCCACCCGUUUUACCAAGAGCGGCUCCUCUGCAUAAUUUUGGUGAAGCACAUAGGAUUCCAGCUGCCGCCCCUUUUGCUGCAUCUCGGAAAUCACAGCAGACUCCAGCAGAAGUGAAGAUCUCUCCCAAGAAACAAAGAUCGAAGGGGAAAGGCAAAAGGUCAAGAGGACAUCAUGAUAAGAAGGCCAUGAAAGCCACAAUAUCUUCUAGGGCUCUGAAGUCACCGUGGGAUUAUGACUUUUUCAUUUAUAACGGCGUCAUAGACAAGACAGCCCCGGACUUCUUAGCAUUCAAGGAAUAUUUUAGUUUCUCUUGGGGAAGUAUUUUUUCUCUCUUGGAGCACAUCGAGCAGUUUCUCAGGGACUAUGCAAUCCCGGAAGUCAAGAUAAAAGGCGAUAGUUUGGUAGCUCUCCUUCCCGACUUUGAGCUGAAGAAUAGACUCAGCAGAAGUGACCUUCUCUCAGUGUUAGAGGACCCAGCUCACGUCCAAAAGUUGUUAAACCUUCCGGGGCAAAGGUACAAGGGCCAAGACGGAAAGGUAAAGGCUGUUGCCAAGAUCCAAGCCACGUGGAAAUGCUACAAAGCAAGAAAAUUCUUCCUCACUUAUCGCCAGCAGAAGUGGGCGUCAGGGGUGAUCGCCAUUGCCUGGCUCCUACACUGCCAUAAGUCCCGAGUGAAGAAGAUCCUGAAGGAGUCUCGGGAAAGACACCUGGAGAAUUUCCGCAUCCGAGCCAAGCAUCUGGCAGCCAACUGGAAUCGCAUCAGGACCUCCAGGAGGACUAUUAUCCAUAUCCCAUCAUUAGGAUAUUCCCGGCCUGUGCGACAAAAUAUUGCCGACUUCAACACACAGCAGAACAUGCAGCUGGGGAGGCUGUGUGACAUCUUAGAUGCCAACGUGAGCGUCAUCUACAUCUGCUCCCAUCCAAUGAGUGACGAGCUACUGCAGUAUUACAAUAAAAUCCUGAGUCUACAGGCAGCUGUCAAAUCUGGGAACCUGAAGGACAGAAGUGACCUGCAGGACAGGUUCAAAAUUAUCACCCCUGAAGCUGUGAACAUCUUCACUAAGCAUCGUAUGUGUCUGGCCACUCUCCUAAUGUACAGUCCCAAGGCAAUGAAAAGAAUAAAAAAUCUCAUCCAGGGAAAAGACGCCUACAUCGUCGGUGGGUUCCUCCACAGAGAUGAUUUAGCUGUGGCGGAUAUGUUAAACAUACCCAUCCUGGGCCCGGAACCUGAGCUGGCUCAUCUUUAUAGUACCAAGUCCGGAAGUAAACGGAUCUUUGAAAGCGCCAAUGUGCCAGUCCCUCCUGGAAUAUAUGACAUCUUUAGUCACCAACAGAUGAUAGAACAGCUGAGUCAGCUGAUUACCGAUCACCUGGAAAUCCAGCGCUGGCUCUUUAAAAUGGACUGUGAGCUCAGAGGAAAUGGGACUGCAUUCUGUGACAUUCCUUCCCACCUAAAGUGCUACAAGUGGAUCCUAAAGGAGAGGGGCAAAUAUGGCCGUGAAGACUGGAGCAAGAAAUGGGCCCAAGAGCCAGCUUUGGUGAAGAUCUCCGAGGAGCUGGCGGGCAUUUUAGCACAGCACGCACAGCCAGUCAAUGAGAAACGGUUCCCGACGUGGGGGAAAUUCUUCCAAACAUUUCUCAGUCAAGGAGGCGUGGUCGAAGCGUACCCACCUGCAGAAAGCAUCACCAACCUGACGGUGGACAUGCUGAUAGAGCCCAACGGAGAGAUCCAGCUGCUGUCAACGGGGGACCAGUUUCAUGCCGAUGGCCCCUUCAUCUCCUCUGGAACCACCGUGCCUCAGGCCUCGGUGGAUCCCCAAGUCCUCAGUUCUUUGUGCCUCCAAAUUGGAAAUGCUUGCAAAAUGAGAAAUGUGGUUGGUUACCUUUCUAUAGACCUGGUGACUUUUAUUCACCCCAAGACCAUGGAACAGCAGGUGUGGGCGACAGGCCUCAAGCUCUCCUACAGUGACCAGCUGGCCCUGACUCAGCUCACCUUAUACCUGACCAACGGCCAUCUGGAUUGCAGUCUAAGCACUCUUAACGUGCCCUGCUUUGUCCCCAAGAAAGAGAAGAAAACGAGACGCCUUAAUGCCCCAUCAGUGCCGUCGCUGGCAGCCAGCCGCUAUGCAAUGAUGAGCACCCAGCUGAAGCACAACAAUCUCUCGCUGGUUUUCCACUAUGUUUUUCUCCAGAUGUGUAAGGCCCACGGCAUCGGCUAUGACAUUGAGGAAAGACAAGGAACUGUUUUUAUAUUAUACGAACACCUGAAGAGAGACAAGUUUGGAAUGUUAACAAUCGGUGAGAAUCUCCAGGGGGUCCUCGUGACCUUUGCUCGCAAUCUCUUCAUCAUCCAUCAAGAAAUAUCAGCACCUAAUAUGCAAGGCGAGACCAAUUUUAAGACCGCCAUUGAUGAUAUUGAAGACAUUCUAGGAGUAACGGAGGAAAACAAAUUGAGAUUUCAAGAAGAGCUACAGUCCAAAGAUGACAAAAACCUCUCUAAAUCUGAUAAAUGAAUGAUCCUGGAAUCCAUUGCUGAUUUUGGAUUCCAAUCUGAAGCGAGCUUUCCUUUUGCUGUUAGGAAUAAAAGGGGGAAAGUUAGGUUGCUUUGUUUGCUGGGAAGCGUUAUCAGAACGGGUUACAAUCUAAUGCUCUUUUGAAAAAAUUGUUUAUUAAGUGAUCUUAUUUUACUUAUUAAACCAAAACCUAUUUGUGUUUUCACUUGAGAGUGUUGAACAAUCUCUCUUCCCAAACUCAGGAAGAAAUAGUCUAACAAGAAAGUUACAAGACUUACUAAUGUUGCUUCUGCAUCAACCUCUUUAUAAACUUCAGGAUUAUGGAGAUUUUGUUUUAUAAAGUUUUCUCCUCUUAUUGUUAAUAGUAAUUUGUCUUCUGCAUUUAAAAAAUUGAAUGAAGGCUUAAGCAUUGCUAUUUGGCAAAACACAAAUGUCUUUUCUUUUUCAAGAAAAUUACAUUUGUAUGGACUUUUAAAGCAACUCUUUAUCAUUCAUUGUAUUUUUAUUGUACCAAGCCACUGUUGUUUGUUGUUGCCAUUUUUCAAAAAGUAAGGUAAGCCAACAUCUAGUUAACUAAAGCAUCAGAAUUUAUCUAGGUGGCAGUAUCUGCUCUUAGUUUAAGAUAUAGUGUAACUCAAGCCCUCUAGCUUGAAUAAACAUUCGUACUCUCUAGUUCUCCAUUUAAUACAGCAGUAGAAUAUUUACAAGCUUAAUUCAACAGUACCUUUUAAGGGGCAAAUUGUUAAAAUUAUGCAGUGCUGACACUAACUCUCCGCAUUUGCUUCGUAAUUAUUCAAAAUAUUUCUACAUCACCCAGCUUUACGAAAGGGUGAAUAUGCAAGUCACAACACCAAAAUCACGUAGUUGUUUUAAAGAAUGACCUUUAUAUCUUUAAAAAUACUUGAGUGCGUUGAGGAAAGGAGGGGGAUUUCUUUACCUAUGGAAUUUCAAUAAUUUUUAACUGUGCCUCAGCCACAGGCUGAGUUUCUACAAUAAAAUUAACAUUUGUUGUGUGUGUGAGCUUUUGUUUUGCUAUAGUUGGAAAUACAUUAAUUAGCCAGGUUUCCUGUCUGUGCUAGGUACAAGGAUGACCUCUUUUUCUUGCCAGAUCGCUCUAGUCCAUAUGAGGGGCCCAUUGUCCAGACACUUGACGGAUAGGAAGUACUACAUGCCCAUUAGAGCCUCG